AUGCCGGCUAGAAAAUCCACCGUUCAGCAAUCUGCAGAGUCUGUGGCUGCAGAGUCCAGAGUUCCAUCUCGAGCUAGCUCACCCGUCGGGGACGAGGACGAGGAGCCUUUCUUCGACAUGAUAGAGGAACUCCAGAACCAUGGCAUCAAUGCACAGGAUAUUGCUAAGCUCAAGUCUGCUGCACUCAAUACGGUCACAGGAGUUCGGAUGACUCCAAAGCGCCAGCUCCUCAAGAUAAAGGGUUUAUCUGAAGCAAAGGUAGAUAAGAUCAAGGAAGCAGUGCAGAAGAUUUUGGGCUCUUCCUUCUCCACUGGCGUCGAAGUAUCGGAAAAGAGGAAGAGAGUCACCAGUAUCAGUACUGGGAGCAAGGCGGUCGAUGCUAUUCUUGGCGGAGGAAUCCAAACCCAGUCGAUUUCCGAGGUUUAUGGCGAGUUUCGGACUGGAAAGACGCAGUUGGCACACACUAUGUCCGUCCUGGCGCAGUUGCCCGCUGACAUGGGAGGCGGUGGCGGAAAGGUUGCAUACAUAGAUACCGAAGGCACCUUUCGACCCGACCGUAUUCGUGCCAUUGCUGAUCGAUUUGGCGUUGAUGGAGAAACUGCACUGAGCAAUAUACUCUAUGCUCGGGCAUUCAAUAGCGAACAUCAGAUGGAACUUAUUAACGAAGCUACCACCCGUUUUGCCGAGGAAAAGGAUUAUAAGCUCAUGAUUGUCGACAGUAUCAUGGCACUCUUUCGCACGGACUUCUCGGGAAGAGGCGAGUUGAGCGAGAGGCAGCAGAAGCUCGCCUCGAUGCUUUCAAAGCUUAGCAAAAUCGCAGAAGAGUACAAUCUCGCUAUUCUUCUGACGAAUCAAGUGCAAUCUGACCCUGGGGCGACCAUGACUUUCGUUGCUGGCGGCGCGCUCAAGCCGAUUGGGGGUCAUAUACUCGCUCAUGCUUCGGCUACCCGAAUGUUCCUCCGUAAAGGGCGUGGAGAAGAGCGCGUUGCAAAACUGGUAGACUCGCCUGAUCGCCCUGAGAGCGAAGCGACAUACAAGCUCGACGAAGGCGGCUGGUCUGACAUUUGA
Molecule: messenger RNA, 1068 nt
Organism: Serendipita indica DSM 11827
Lineage: Eukaryota; Fungi; Basidiomycota; Agaricomycetes; Sebacinales; Serendipitaceae
Source: the annotation of a GenBank genome assembly